AUGCAGCUCCUUGUCCUAGGUGGUAGUGGCCGAACAGGCCAGCUCAUCAUUGAAGAGGCAAUCUCCAAAGGCCACAAUGUCGUGGCGCUCGUCCGAUCACCAUCCUCUCUGGCUGCCCGGUCUGGCUUAACAACGAUUCAGGGCACGCCUAUGAAGCGCGAAGAUAUUAAGAGAGCUUUUGAAGCCUCUUCGACACCACCCGAUGCCGUCUUAGUUGCCUUGAGUCUAAAAAGAGUUUCGGACUCCCCAUUUGCGGCAGUUUCCCAGAUGCACCAGCUAGGAUUAGUAAUGGAGGACUCUGUGGCAAACGCCAUUUCUGUCAUGAAGGACUUUGGAACCAAGCGAAUUACAAUUAUGAGUCAGUGGGGAGCCGGUAACAGUUUCAGCAGCAUGAGUUUCCUGUUCCGCGCAAUGUUCCAACACACCAACAUGAAAUAUGGGUUGGCGGCUCAUAACGCCUUAGACGAGGAAACUCGGCAGGCUGACGUAGAGUUUGUGCUGGCAAGAGCUUGUAUACUAGCUGAUGGCGAGGCCGCCCCGGUUCGAAUAUUUCCUGAGGAUGGAAAAUCAAUUGGGUUUGUACCCAAGAUCACUCGGGCAAGUGUCGCCAAGUUCAUGGUCGAAGCAUGUGAGAAGGAUGAUUUCAUUGGUAAAAGUCCUGUGAUUUCGAACUGA
Molecule: messenger RNA, 675 nt
Organism: Xylaria bambusicola
Lineage: Eukaryota; Fungi; Ascomycota; Sordariomycetes; Xylariales; Xylariaceae
Exons: 2
Coding region: 1-675 (224 amino acids)
Source: RefSeq, a predicted model, not a curated record